Molecule: messenger RNA, 2367 nt
Organism: Anopheles cruzii
Lineage: Eukaryota; Metazoa; Arthropoda; Insecta; Diptera; Culicidae
Product: coiled-coil domain-containing protein 170
Exons: 10
Coding region: 61-2367 (768 amino acids)
Source: RefSeq, a predicted model, not a curated record
UCGGGCAAUAGCGAAAAGGAUUGGGAAAUAUUCGACAUACUCUGCGGUGAAGAGCAGAAAAUGCCAAAACAUCACACACCACACUCACCGGUACACCACCACCAUCACCAUGCUUCGGCAUCCUGCAACGAUCAUCUGGCGCACUCGAUCGACCUGGCGACGACGCUCCGGAGUGAGCUGGCCGCGUCUACGUACAAGCGGGACCGCCUAAUGGCGGAGCUGGCCGACGUGAAGAGCUCCCUGUGUGCGAAGGAGGGCGAGUGCGAGUCGUUGAGGGCCCAAGGGGCACGCCAGUCGUCACUGAUCAGCUCGCUCCAGCAGCGCCUGGCAGCGACGGAGCAGCGCGAGAAGACGCUCCACAGUCGCAGCGAAACGGUCGUCCACACGCUGAACCGCGAUAAGGGUCACCUGGAAGACAAGAUCAAGGAGCUCGGCACGAAGCUGACGCGCGUGCAGUGUGAGCUGACGAAGGAGGAAGGCUUCCGGGAUCAGGCGCGCUGCCAGCUGCAGGACCUGAUCCGCCGGCUCUGUCUGGUGCUGGGGGUGGACGUGUGCGACGGGGCGCACCUCACGCCCGACUGUGUGCUGUCGAAGGCGGGCGAAACCGUGUCGGAGGUGCAGCGGUUGCGGGCCAAGCUGUCCGGGACCUGCGAGAACCUCUCGUCGGCCGAGUCGGAGCUGAUCAGCACGAAGGCGUCGGCGUCGGCGGAGAAGAGCCGGCUCCACACGCAGAUCGAGGCACUCCAGUCGCUGGCCCAGGGACUCGAGGGCCGCUGCCGGCAGGCGGAGCGUGACCUACAGGUGACCCGCGACCGGCUGGCAGAGUGCGAGGUGAACGGGGACAAACUGAGAGAGGAACUCCGAGGGUUCGAGUCGCGCUGCUGCCGGCUGCAGAACAGCUACGAUCGGCUGCAGACCGAGCGGCUCCAGUUUCUGCGGACGAUCGCCACGAUCGUCGGAGUGGGCGAGCCGUGUGAGAACAACGUGCGGGACAAGGUGCGGGACAUCACCAACCACAACCAGGCGCUACACGAUCAAGUGGCGCAAUUGCGGGAGCAGCAUCAUCAUGAGGUGGUGAAACACCGGGACCACCAGGAGAACAGUGCGUGCCGGCUGAAGAACGAGGAACAGCACCGAUUGAACCUGGAGGAGCGCCUGGAGAAGGCGUGCCACGAGCUACAACACUUCCGCACCGAGCACACCACGCUCAGCGAGUACCUGGUGCGCCUGGCAAGGGCACUGUGUUGGAGUGAGUGCACGGAGCCACCCGCUCCGGGCAGUGACACGACGAUCCUGAGCGAGACGCUGCUGGAGCGAGCGGAGCGACUGGCGACCCAUCACGAGCACCACACGCACGGAACCUGUGACAAGAGCUGUUGGGAGGCCAUCAACCACCAUCAUCAUCAUCAAUCGCACUCCUCGCACCACACACACAGCCAUCCGCCGAAGCUGCGUCGGGAACGGUCCUGCACGGACAUACCGCUCAAGGAAAGCUCCUCCCUGUAUCAUAUGCAGCGCAAGGUGCGCGUCCUGAAGGAGCAGAUACAGCGCCGGGAUCUGCACUUGGAGCUGCUGCGACGCAAGAUUGCGCUACUCGAGGAUAACGCGCGGGGGAAGGCCACGCUACAAACCGAACGGGAUGAGGCGAUGCAUAAGGCGCGCAAGAACUCGAAGCACGCCGAACGGACCUCGCAACAGCUGGGGGAGGUAAAGUCCCAGCUGGCGGAAGUGAAGCACCAGCUGAAUGAGGCCUCCGAGUACAAGAUCACGGCCCUCGAGCGGGCCCGCAAGUGCGACGAGCUGCAGUCCCGGUGCUGUGAGCUGGAAACGGAGCGGGAGCGGCUGGUGGGGCAGCUGGCGGCGUACAAGUCACGGGCCAGGUCCGCGGUCGAGACAUCGCACGAUCGGCGCGUACGGGACGAGCACACGCUAUCGCAUCUUCGGGAGGAGCUAACCCGGAUCAAGUCGCAGCUGGCCGACACCAACCACCGGCUGUCGCAGCUGCAAGUCUUCCGGACGUCCGUGGCCAAGCUGCUGCACGCUUCCGACUGCGCGGACUCGGACAUCCUGCAGAAGCUGCAGUCGGUGUGCAGUGGCCAGCAUCUUCAUGGCCAUCAUCACCACCACCGGCACCACAGUGCGUCGAACCUGUCGCGCCGUUACGACUCAUCGUCUCCGUUGGCCGGCGAUCUGGCUCACGGGCCACGGUACGACGACCUCGGGACGGCGACCGGCGGUGGUUCACAGUCGCUGGGCUGCCGACCGCUCAGCUCCAGCCCGGUGCACGGUCACCGGUACAUCGAUUCGGGUUUCAACGAUCACGACCACCACUUUGACGAUGAUUUCGAUUUUCACAAAAAAUAUUGA